Messenger RNA from Diprion similis, 1033 nucleotides. RefSeq names its product thyrotroph embryonic factor (gene gt). NCBI's taxonomy places the organism in Eukaryota, Metazoa, Arthropoda, Insecta, Hymenoptera, Diprionidae. Gene Ontology annotation, biological process: regulation of transcription by RNA polymerase II. Bases 1 to 978 code for a protein of 325 amino acids. The transcript has a single exon. The record is from RefSeq and is a predicted model, not a curated record. Gene Ontology annotation, cellular component: nucleus. Gene Ontology annotation, molecular function: RNA polymerase II cis-regulatory region sequence-specific DNA binding; DNA-binding transcription factor activity, RNA polymerase II-specific.
AUGGACAGAAUGUUUCCCCUGAAUGUGGGAAGUCUUGAGCCGCUGAAUUUUACCGCAUCGCAAAGCAACGAGGAACGGGAAAUGAAGCCGCAAUCAGAUGCCGAAGUACCGGUGUUGGAUUUAUCCUGCAAGCGUUACUCAUCUGAGAAUCCACUCUCGUACUUGGUGCGAAGUACGGUGCACCCGUCAGAGGAGGACAAUCGUAGUCUCGAACACUACGCAGACGCUGAAAGGAAAAGCCCGUUGGAGGGUCGCUCGUGCAUGGUGACACCUCCGUCGGAGGGCGACUCGCCGAGAAAAACUCGGUACGAACCGAUCUACAAUCAGAUAAACUCAACUACGAGCGAUUUGUCGAUGCCUUUUCACCCGGUCGUCGGUCUCUCCAUACCACCGUCUCUCGCGAGCUCUCAAAGUGGCGUGCAAACGAAUUUGCACAAUCCGAUGGUCCAGGGUCAUCUAAUUUCGAAGAGUCAGUCAACGAGCCCCGUUCAAAUGCAAACCCUGGAUCAUCAGAUGAUCGGUUUGGCCGUAACGCCGUCCCAGUCUUCGCCGGAGAUGGGUAAAAAAAUACCGAGACCAUUCAAAGCUUACCCCAAAGAUCCACUGUCUUUGUCCAUGGGAACCACGGAGCUGAUCUGUGACCAGACGUCGAACGAAGCGUAUUCCGAGUUCAGGAAGCGGAUGUUGGAAUCCGUUAAAAAGACGAACGAAGGAACGAACAUCAAAAUGAGGAGGACGACGGCCAAAAGUCCAAGUCUUCCCACCAGCACGAUGGACGAGAAAGACGCUGCUUACUGGGAAAGAAGACGGAAGAAUAAUGAGGCGGCAAAGAGGUCCAGAGACGCCAGGAGAGCGAAAGAGGAUGAAAUUGCCAUCAGAGCCGCCUUCCUGGAACAAGAGAACAUUAAACUUAAGUACGAAUUAGUCGCACUUAGAAACGAAACUGCCAAACUCAGGUGCAUGGUCUACUCGAAUUAGAAAAUAUCUGACUGGUACAUUGUAUGUGAGACUUACCUAGCAGAUCUACUUUUGA